Messenger RNA from Dermacentor andersoni, 590 nucleotides. Lineage: Eukaryota; Metazoa; Arthropoda; Arachnida; Ixodida; Ixodidae. The record is from RefSeq and is a predicted model, not a curated record.
UAAAGAAGAAGACGUUGUUCUGAAGAACGUUUGAUUAUGGCUGAAGUCCUGAGUAGUUUCACCACCGGUUUUUUUCGUACUAGGCUGUGGACGAGGAGUCAAAGGGGUGAUGGAAGCAGGAACCUCUCGACGGCCUUGUGGCGCAGGUGGGGCGGCAUGGGAUCUACCCGCAAGAAGAACCUUCACAACGGAGGCGCCUUGGCAGCCGGAGCGGAUUGCUGGGGUGAGGCAGCCCUGCAAAAGGGGGAGCUCGGAUCCAUCUAUGGGGGCGUCUGCCACUGGGGACGUCGUAGAUCAGCGAGAAGCAUCACCGGCCGAACCUAUGUCAAGUGCAACCAAGAAGGGCACAUGAGCCGGGACUGUCCCACUGCUGCCUCGGGAGGACGACGAGGAUGCCUCAGGUGUGGCGAGGAAGGCCACAUGAGCAGAAGUUGAUCUGCAGACAUUUGGGCGGGACACACCCAGAUGCGGGCUGCUGCGCUUCGUGCGUGGUCAAUUGUGCGUAUUUUGUGCUAUAUAGUUCACUUAAUUUUAGAAAAUUUUGAAAGGUGUACUUCUUUAAAUAUGAUGUUGAUAAAUAUAUUCUUAUA